Molecule: messenger RNA, 7244 nt
Organism: Oncorhynchus kisutch (coho salmon)
Lineage: Eukaryota; Metazoa; Chordata; Actinopteri; Salmoniformes; Salmonidae
Product: neurexin-1a
Exons: 27
Coding region: 824-5347 (1507 amino acids)
Source: RefSeq, a predicted model, not a curated record
AGUCUGUUGCAGAGCGCAGCAGGGAGGCAGAUUGCACCGUUUGCACCGUUUUUUCCUCACCAAAAUUACAGGAUUUUCCCGGGACUCUGUUUAUCUACAUUUGUUUCGUUUUCUGAGGAUCGAAAAGGAGGAAUAACCUAGAUCGUCUUCUCAUUAUGUUGUAAGCUUAAGCUUUUUGGAUCAGAGACUGGCCUUGGGAAAAAAAAGAAAAGCUCCAUGCGAUAAUCAAUCAAACAAUAACAAUCGUUCUGUUUGGCGGAGGAUGCAGGGUGAGAAGCCAAAAGCAAUGACUCUGGAUGCCCGCCACAUCUCGCUGGUGUGAAUAGGAUGGUUAUUGACGCCGUUUCAACAGCAGUAGAACCGACUGGUGCGCUCUAGCUGCCUGGCACCGAAAAUAAGAAACAUUCAAAAAUCAAGAAAAAUAAAAGGCCUGAUGGAAAUUGGAUUCUGAAUCACGAUUGCCUGUUUUUGGAAGAAAAUCUGGAUUAUAGAAUAAAACUAAUAGGGAGACAGAAGAUAUUGACGGAAUAAAAACAAAUAUAUAGGACUGAGAAAUUGGGAUUUAGGCGCGACAGAAAGUGGUCCUAUUUUCAAAGAUGGUAUUUUCUUCGGGAGACUAGUGUAGCUUGCUGGUAGGCUAUGACAACAAAAUAAUUCAUUUAGGUUUACAAUGUGUCAGUUCAUAUACAUAAUUCUUAGUGGUAAGUCAGCGUAUUAUAUCACACUUACCCCUAACUUCUUCUAGCUUGAUAAAAGACAAUUCCGUCUGAAAUCUGACUCAGCGGUAUUGUAGCCUAGACCUAAAGAACAAUUCGGUCACAUCAUGGUUCUUGCAAUGCGGCAUGGCGCCCAUCUAAUAUGGGUAGGCCUUCUCUUGUGCUGUAUGGUAGACAUGGGGGCAACUAUGGAGUUUACAGGCGCAGAGGGCCAGUGGGCCAGGUUUCCAAUGUGGAAUGCAUGUUGUGAGAGUGAAAUGAGCUUCAACAUGAAAACUAAGAGUUCCCACGGGCUGUUAGUGUACUUCGAUGACGAGGGAUUCUGCGACUUUUUAGAACUCCUAAUACACAACGGUAAACUCAGUCUUCGAUUCUCCAUCUUCUGCGCUGAGCCUGCAACGGUUCUAACCAACACAGCGGUCAAUGACAGCCAGUGGCAUGCUGUGACAAUAUGGAGAAACUUUAAAAACACAACGCUAAUGGUGGACAAUGAAGUGAAGUGGGUCGAAGUGAAGUCGAAAAGAAGGGAUAUGACUGUCUUCAGCCACUUGUUUCUUGGGGGAAUACCACCGGAAUUACGGUCUGUGGCUUUAAGGUUAACAUCAGCUGUGGUCAAGGACCAUGUACCUUUUACCGGAUGGAUAACGGACAUAAAGGUCAACAAUACGGAAUCGGCGCUUUUAAACAGCGCUGGGGUCAUUAACGACCUCUGUGGUGCAGCAGCCAACAUGUGUUUAAAUGGAGGUGUCUGCAAUGUCAUUAACGAUGAACCCACGUGCGACUGCUCGCAGACUGACUACCAGGGCAAAGACUGCAGCGAAGAAGACAACCAUGUUGAAGGUCUGGCGCACUUGAUGAUGGGCGACCAAGGUAAAAGUAAAGGGCGAAGGGAAGGAGAAGGUUGGCUUCGAAGGUCCCUACUGAGCAUUCCAGGAAAAGAAGACUACGUGGCGACCUUCAAGGGAUCCGAGUUCUUCUGCUACGACCUGUCCUUGAACCCGAUCCAGAGCAGCAGCGACGAGAUCACCCUGUCCUUCAAGACGUUACAGAGGAACGGUCUGAUGCUUCACACGGGGAAGUCUGCAGACUACGUCAACCUGGCCCUGAAAAACGGAGCUGUAUCGCUGGUCAUUAAUUUGGGGUCUGGGGCCUUUGAAGCUCUGGUGGAGCCUGUCAAUGGGAAAUUCAAUGACAAUGAUUGGCAUGAUGUCAAAGUUACAAGGAAUCUACGUCAGCACUCAGGCAUUGGACACGCUAUGGUAACUAUAUCCGUGGAUGGGAUACUGACCACCACAGGGUAUACUCAAGAAGACUACACCAUGCUAGGCUCCGACGACUUUUUCUAUGUUGGCGGGAGUCCUAGCACGGCUGACCUGCCUGGAUCACCUGUUAGCAACAACUUUAUGGGUUGCCUGAAAGAGGUUGUGUAUAAAAACAACGACGUGCGACUCGAGCUCUCCAGGAUGGCCAAACAAGGUGAUGCCAAAAUGAAGGUUCACGGCAUUGUGGCUUUUAAAUGCGAGAACGUGGCGACCCUUGACCCCAUCACCUUCGAGACCCCUGGGUCCUUCAUCACGCUCAACAAGUGGAACGCCAAGAAGACGGGCUCCAUCUCCUUCGACUUCCGUACCACAGAGCCUAACGGGCUUCUCCUCUUCAGCCACGGCAAGGCCAAACAGGCUCCCAAGGAUUCCAAGAGCCCCCUGACACUGAAGGUGGACUUCUUUGCCAUCGAGAUGCUGGAUGGCCACUUGUAUCUAUUGCUGGACAUGGGGUCAGGGACCACCAAGACCAGAGCCAUCAACAAGAAGGUCAACGAUGGGGAGUGGUACCACGUAGACUUCCAACGGGACGGACGAUCAGGUACCAUCUCCAUCAACACCCAGCGCCAGGCCUACACAGCCCCAGGAGAGAGUGAGAUCCUGGACCUGGAUGAUAACCUGUACCUGGGAGGACUACCAGAGAAUAAACUAGGCCUGGUCUUCCCCACAGAAGUGUGGACGGCUCUCCUGAACUAUGGCUACGUGGGCUGCAUCCGUGACCUGUUCAUCGAUGGCCAGAGUAAAGAUGUCCGCCGCAUGGCCGAGGUUCAGAAGGCUACCGGAGUCAAACCAUCCUGCUCUAAAGAGCCGCCCAAGCAGUGCCUGUCAAACCCCUGUCAGAAUAACGGUGUCUGCCGGGAGGGAUGGAACCGUUACGUCUGUGACUGCUCAGGGACGGGAUACCUGGGACGCUCCUGUGAGAGGGAUGCGACCAUCCUGAGUUAUGACGGCAGUAAGUUCAUGAAGAUUCAGUUGCCGGUGGUGAUGCACACAGAAGCGGAAGACGUGUCGCUACGGUUCCGUUCUCAACGGGCAUAUGGUGUGCUGAUGGCCACAACGUCACGUGACAGCGCCGACACGCUGCGCCUGGAGCUGGAGACUGGCCGUGUCCGCCUGACGGUCAACCUAGACUGUAUCAAGAUUAACUGUACUACCAGCAAGGGUCCAGAGACCAUAUUUGCUGGUCAGAACCUGAAUGAUAACGAGUGGCACACGGUGCGUGUGUUCAGGAGGGGAAAGAGUUUGAAACUCACCGUAGAUGAUCUUCAACCUGUAGAAGGUCAAAUGGCAGGUGACCACACCCAGUUGGAGUUUCACAACAUUGAGACGGGUAUCGUGACGGAGAAACGAUUCAUGUCCAUGGUGCCUUCCAACUUCAUAGGCCACCUCCAGAGCCUCUCCUUCAACGGCAUGGCCUAUAUAGACCUGUGUAAGAACGGUGACAUUGACUACUGCGAGCUCAACGCCAUGAUCGGCUUCAAGAACAUCAUUGCUGAUCCGGUCACGUUCAAGUCACGGUCGAGCUAUUUGGCUCUGACCACCCUGCAGGCCUACUACUCUAUGCACCUGUUCUUCCAGUUCAAGACCACCUCGUCAGAUGGACUCAUACUGUUCAACAGCGGGGACGGAAACGACUUCAUCGUGGUUGAGCUGGUCAAGGGCUACCUGCACUACGUAUCAGACCUGGGGAACGGAGCUCACCUGAUCAAGGGCAACUCCAACAAGCCCCUGAAUGACAACCACUGGCACAACGUCAUGAUCUCACGAGACACUAACAACCUCCACACCGUCAAGAUCGACACCAAGAUCACCACCCAGACCACCAUGGGAGCCAAGAACCUGGACCUGAAGGGUGACCUGUAUAUUGGUGGCGUGGCCAAAGAGACGUACAAGGAGCUUCCCAAGCUGGUGCACGCCAAGGAGGGCUUCCAGGGUUGCCUAGCAUCGGUGGACCUGAACGGACGCCUCCCGGACCUGAUGUCGGACGCCCUGGCAUGUGUGGGCCAGAUAGAGAGAGGCUGCGAAGGCCCCAGUACAACGUGCCAGGAGGACUCGUGUGCAAACCAGGGUGUGUGUCUGCAGCAGUGGGAGGGGUUCAGCUGUGAUUGUAGCAUGACUUCUUUCGGAGGGCCACUCUGCAACGACGCUGGAACUACGUAUAUAUUUGGGCGUGACGGCGGUCUGAUCACGUAUACAUGGCCUCCCAAUGACAGGCCCAGCACGCGGGCAGACAGGCUGGCCAUAGGCUUCAGCACACAGCUGAAAGAUGCUGUUCUGGUGAGGGUGGAUAGCUCCUCUGGCCUUGGAGACUACCUGAAGCUACACAUUGAAAAAGGAAACAUUGCAGUUAUAUUUAAUGUCGGAACGGACGACAUAAAUAUCGAGGAGACAGCAAAGUUUGUAAAUGAUGGAAAGUACCAUAUAGUGAAGUUUACGCGGAGUGGCGGUAACGCCACACUACAGGUGGAUGACCUACCUGUCAUAGAGCGCUAUCCCACAGGCAACAAUGAUAACGAACGCCUGGCGAUUGCUAGACAGCGAAUCCCAUAUCGACUUGGUCGAGUAGUUGACGAAUGGCUACUCGACAAAGGUCGGCAGCUCACUAUCUUCAACAGCCAGACCACCAUACAGAUAGGUGGCUGGGACCGGGACAGGAGUCGCCCGUUUCAGGGCCAGCUCUCAGGUCUCUACUAUAACGGGCUGAAGGUGUUCAACAUGGCCACAGAAGGAGAUCGUAACAUCCGCAUCCAGGGCAGCGUGAGGCUGGUGGGGGAGUCACCCUCGUCCAUCACGCCACAGUCGAGUGCCAACACAGCCAACCGGUCGGAGACGUCCACAUCCAUUAUGGAGAUCACCACGACGACAGCGUCCAGUAGGAGGGUGAAGCAGACGACGCCACGAGAACCUCAACAGACGACGGACGAUCUGCUGGUGGCAUCUGCGGAGUGUCCGAGCGAUGACGAGGACAUUGAUCCCUGUGAGCCGAGCUCAGGUGGGUUAGCUAACCCAACAGGUCCGACGGUGAAGGGCUACCCUGGUCCAUCGGAGGGUGUGUUCCGUGAGUCCAGCAGUACCACGGGGAUGGUGGUUGGAAUCAUAGCGGCAGCCGCCCUCUGUAUCCUCAUCCUGCUCUAUGCCAUGUACAAAUACCGCAACCGGGACGAGGGUUCUUACCAUGUAGACGAGAGCCGUAACUACAUCAGUAACACAUCGCAGUCCAACGGGACGGUGGUGAAGGAGAAACCGCCAAACGCCGCCAAGACUUCCUCUAAGAGCAAGAAGAAUAAAGACAAGGAGUACUAUGUGUGAUCCUUACUGUCUCUGGUCUUCACCACUGGCCCCUCGCAAAGAUUGGACCAAUUAUUCAAACUUUUUAUGACUCAAAAAGACGAAUCCGGAGAUCGGAAGACCAAUAAAAAGUGUAUAAUAACGAACAAACAAAAUUAAACAAAAACAACAAAAGAACAUUUAGUCUUUCAUUUUAUCUAAGACAUGGUGAGUGGCGGUAUACUGGAAAGUGAAAAGGAGUAAAAAACAAAACAUCUUCCUUUAGAUUCUUCUACCCAAGCACACUGGACUGUAAGAAAUAGCACCAGGGAGAUGGCGGUACUGUACUGGACUAUACUAAUGAUAAGAAAGGGUGUCUCAACCUUAUGGCAAGCUGCAGAAUAAUCAGAUAAUCAACUGAAGUACCUAUACAUCAUGGAUCAACAAACAAACUAACCAAUUAACGCCAUCUGUGACUUGUUCUGUUUAUUACCAGGAUAUUGGUUGGCCAAUAUCUCACUCUCGAAGUUUGAGUUAAAUGUGAGAGGAGAGAUAUACAAUUGAGAAAUAUACAAUAUUACAACAACAAACUCCAAUGUUUUCAUGUUAUCAUUUACAUAUCCUGUCUUUGUGUUUGCUGGGAUCUUUAGGAGAAAAUACAUAAAACACGAAGCGCAUUAAUAAGGUACAUAAAGAAAACCCAACUCCAAACAUUUCCAACAAUGGAUGACGAGUGAAAGAAAAGAAACGAGAUCAUGGGGAAGGCAAGGCAACAGUGAAGAAGGAAGUGAAAGGAUAAAGAUGGUACGUUUGUUUGAGGAAUCAGCCAAAGUAUUUGCACUUUUUAUAGUGUCAGUAAUGGCCCAGAACAGACUAAUAUAAAACAUGGCCACCCGAUCUGUUAACAGUGCAAAGACAAAAGGGCCUACGAUUCAUCUUGAUCUUGAGAGACUUAUGUCAAGUUCUAUUCAAGAUUCAUCUUUGCCAGUUAAGAAUUGUGGACGACUUGGUUUUCGACAUCAGUGUGGAAUCUAAGGCAAUGUGUUUAACAGAAUUGUGGAAGGAGACGUCAGAACGUUGUGAACGCGGUCAUUCUGAUCCUGGAACUCCAUGCACGCAAAACGUAUCUUACUCCAGUUCCAGUACAUAUGUUUAUAUACAGUACAACCACAUCUAUAUGUGCUUUCUGGACUGUGACAAAGUGGUGUUUUAUAGCCUGUUGUAUAGAUGACCACGCAAACUAUAUCUGCUCCUCCUCCAACCAUUUUUGGAAUAAAAAAAUAAGAAAAUGACAAAAAUACUAAAUUAAAUGUUAUUAAGUGUUGCUAGAUAUAGAAGAUUUUACGAUGACAUCGAUCCGCAAUGCCAUUUUUGGGGGGGAUUAUUUCAUUAUUCAUUCCGCCUUUAUACAUGUGUUCCUGUUGAGUUUUUAUACAAAUGCCAACCUGAUCUAAUAGAUAUAUUAACCCGGCCCAGUAGUAACCUGACUUGGUCCUCAAACUCUACCAUUCAAUGAUAAUAGUGUACAUCAAAGGCAUGAUGAUGACAUGCAGGAUGAGGUAACGUCUCCAGGGUUUCACUGCCUUUCUCCCCAUUCCCGCCCCCUCCCAAUUGCUGGGGCAAUAACAGUAACAGACUGCCUUCCUCCCGAUACCUGCCCGCCAAACUAAACCUAGCUACUUGAGAAUGAAGACCUAUAUUCCGAAUGAUGAUGAUGUAUGUGUUUCCAAGCGGUCCUAUAAUAUGAUUGUCCAGUGUACGCUUGGGCUGACGGAAACAAUCUGAAGAAGAAAUAAGACAAAGAAGCAACCAUUUCAACCGUUUGUGUGUUUGUACUGUCAUUCUAAUGUCAAUUCUAUUCUGCUUUCCUGACGACCUGAUGUACUUGGAAUGAGUAUGAGGAGAACUACUAUGACCUAUAAAUAAUGAUGAUUAUGAA